UCGUCCUUUUGUUUUCUUUCGACAGCAUUCGUGCUCUACGUUUUCAGUGCCUUGGGAAUCACAGCUGGUGCUCACAGAUUAUGGGCCCACAAAUCGUACAAGGCAAAAUGGCCGCUUCAGUUGUUCCUCACGAUCUGCAACACCAUGGCUUUCCAGGAUGCAGCAGUCGACUGGGCAAGAGAUCACAGGCUCCACCACAAAUACAGCGAGACGAACGCGGAUCCUCAUAACGCGAAGAGAGGUUUCUUCUUUGCGCAUAUGGGCUGGCUACUCUGCAGAAAACACCCUGACAUCUCAGAAAAGGGCAAAGGAAUCGAUCUCAGUGACCUGAAGAAUAAUCGCAUUCUUGCUUUCCAAAAGAAGUACUACAAAUACCUCAUGCCCUUAAUGUGCUUCAUCAUGCCGACUGUCGUGCCUGUUGUGGGCUGGAACGAGACCUGGUCAAAUGCUUACUUUGUAGCGGCGAUAUUGCGAUACGUGUUUUGUUUGAACAUGACGUGGUUGGUCAACUCCGCUGCUCAUCUCUAUGGAUUUAAACCAUACGACAAGUUCAUCAAUCCUGUUGAGAACAGAGGGGUGGCCAUCGUCUCCCUCGGCGAGGGUUGGCACAACUAUCACCACGUGUUCCCGUGGGAUUACAAAACGGCAGAGUUGGGCAACUACAGAUACAGUGUUACUACAGCCUUCAUCGACCUAUGUGCGAAGCUCGGCCUCGCGUACGACUUGAAGAUUGUUCCCGACGACGUGGUGAGAAAACGAGUGGAGAGAACCGGUGACGGUAGCCACGAAGUGUGGGGCUGGGGUGACAAGGACCAAUCACAGGACGACAGGGAUCAGACGGUGAUAAUACAUGGUCUGAAGAAAGAACAAUAAAAAACGAUUUUGUUGAAUCUUGGUGGGGGGGAGUCGAUCGUUCGUUUCAUUGAUUUACAAACGAUCACGUCUUUUUGUACGGUUCUUACGAGAGGGGCGGGAUGACAGUUAUCUGAGAAUUAGUCGAAAAUUAGUUGGAAUGUCACUUAAUUAUACGACCACGCGGCUUGUACGAGGAUCGCGAUUAACGUUGUCUUCUACUAUCAUCAACAUUGCACAAUCUUCAAUCGAUGUACAAGAGUACCGUUGUUUUCUUUUGUUCUUCCAGUUUUUCUAAAACGAAUCUCAGAUUUCGUUGUUACACGGAAAUCAAUGAUUUUCUUUCUGAUUGUUUAUUUUUUGUCAAACUUGUUUUUGUUUUCGAAUGAUGGUAUAUCGAUGCAGGAUCUUUGUACAUGCCGGCGGAAUCGGUUUCGAAGCGGGAACACUGUUGUUAUUCAGGGAACAACAUCUGAUCAUUUGGCAGGUUCUAAAUGUAUUAUAUUUGAUCCCUGUGUAAACGAGUGAAACAAUCCCACGAUCAGUCAUCGUUUCGCAUUUCCUCGACGACGUUCAUAGACUGCAGCGAUGGACUAGCGUUCGUUGAUCGCGCUCAAACCGGAUCGGCUUCCCGAUUUUAGUCGACGGUUGUUCAACCUGUUUAGACUGUUCCGUACGUAAUUUAAGGUUUAGUUUAUUCUUGAAUAAGUAGUAGUGGGCUCUGUUAGAAUUUAGAUUCUAUUUUACGCUGUCCGUAGAUGCUAGCAUAUUCCUAAUGUUUGAAUAGCGCAGGGUGGCAAAUUACGAAACACGCAUUCUGUGAACGCUAGUCGAACGUUAAUUUAAUGAUGACAGAUCGAACGAGAUGGAAAUCGAUGUUCGGUUGAAAUAAAAAAUUAGUAAACGAACGAUUUAAGUAUGGGAUGUACGUAUAUGUGUAUAUUAAGCUUAAUACAGUGAGGAUUCGUUCGAUCCCCGAACAUGUUGCCACACGUCGAUAUGAAAUCGUUGAAGAUCGAUCCGUGUAACUACGUCGGAUUUCUUCACCCGUUUCUUGUAUCUUGUGUUUCUUCUUUCUUGUCUGAGGACUUCCUUCACGACCCGGAAAUGCUACUAUCCUCCAGAUUAAAACAGAAAAGUAAAAAACAUUCCAGUAUAUCUUUCAUCCCUCUUCACAUCCGGUCAUUUAGACAGUUACGAGGUAAAUAUUGUUUUAUAUAUUUCUCUUUUUGUUCCUACAAUGUCGUCAGACAAUACUUAGUUGAAUGUUGUUCCCUUUCCCUGUCCUUAUAUUUUUCUGUUCUCAUUCAUUCUCGAUCCAUUCAUCGAUUUCUUCUAUUCAUGAUUGUAUCGAAUUUAAUCUUGGAAAGCAUAAAAUACAGAGGCGAUUCCUCUUUUUUUCGAUUAGGUAAUCUGUAUCAGUGAAUCAAUCUGAACGAUGACUGGUCUACAAGAAAUAUUUAAUAGUUAAGCGUGCAAAAGGAGAGCUUUUAUAGCACCAAUGAAAAUUGAUACUUCGUUUAGAAAUGUCGUCGCGAUUAAAAGCUAGCGUAGCGGCUUCAACAAACGUUUAUGUGUAAUUUUGCGCUUUUGAAGGUUAAAGGUGAAAACAAUGUCAUCAUCUAACUUAUUCGCCCGUUUCAUUCAAUAAAAAGCAAACGAGCACACAAAGGACAGGGGAUUUGUGUGGUAUGGCAGUUUGUACGAGAUGAGAGCGAGCAAUUGUAAAAAAGUUAUGAAAAGAUAAAAAAAAGGAAAGUCGACAAAGAUUUUCAAUUAGAUUAAGGUACACCCUGCGCCAUGGUGAUUUCUACGUGUAUAUUUGUACGCAAGAUAAUUUGUUGCAAAUAUUGUAAAAACGACAAAAAAACCAAGAAACAUUGUACGCUUACUGUAUAUUCAAUGGAAAUGUUUACGAUUGUUAUACGAU
Megachile rotundata (alfalfa leafcutting bee) is the source of this 2782-nucleotide messenger RNA. RefSeq names its product acyl-CoA Delta-9 desaturase. Gene Ontology annotation, biological process: unsaturated fatty acid biosynthetic process. The record is from RefSeq and is a predicted model, not a curated record. Gene Ontology annotation, molecular function: iron ion binding; stearoyl-CoA 9-desaturase activity. Gene Ontology annotation, cellular component: endoplasmic reticulum membrane. Lineage: Eukaryota; Metazoa; Arthropoda; Insecta; Hymenoptera; Megachilidae.